This is a messenger RNA of Rosa chinensis, 3618 nucleotides long. Its product is annotated as pentatricopeptide repeat-containing protein At5g19020, mitochondrial. Gene Ontology annotation, biological process: RNA modification. The transcript is spliced from 5 exons. NCBI's taxonomy places the organism in Eukaryota, Viridiplantae, Streptophyta, Magnoliopsida, Rosales, Rosaceae. The coding region runs from base 96 to 2186 and encodes 696 amino acids. Gene Ontology annotation, molecular function: RNA binding; protein binding. The record is from RefSeq and is a predicted model, not a curated record.
GCCUGUCCACUUGUUGAAACCAAAACGAUCAACAGCAAGCUUUCUUACUCAACUCGAACUCGAACCAUUUCAAUCGUGACCUCUGGUUUCCUCUGAUGCUCAUAUCUCUGAGACCCAAAUCCAUCACCAGCCUUCCACACCUUUCUGCCGCUUCACCUCUCAAAUGGGUCUCCACAGCCACCACCCAAAACCCAGAGGACCAUCUGCGUCUCUUCUUCAAAUCGAGGACGAACCAAACCCACAUCGACUACGAGCGCCAAUUGGUCUCUGUUCUAAAAUCUUGCGCAACCCUUUCGGCCCUCUUGCAAGGCCAGCAACUCCAUUCCCUUGUUCUCAAGUCCGGUCUCGACUCCAACACUUUCAUCAACAACAGUUUGAUUAGCAUGUACGCCAAAUGCGGCUCCAUUUCCUGCGCCGAAUCGUUGUUCGGCUCUUGCUCUGAGCCGGACCCGGUUUCCUGUAACAUUAUGGUUGCUGGGUAUGUGAAAUCUGGUGACUUGGACAAUGCCCGCCAGGUGUUUGAUAAAAUGCCUGAGAGAGGUUGUGUCUCGUAUACUACUAUGAUAAUGGGUCUUUCUAGAAAUGGGUUUUGGAGGGAAGCUGUUGCCGUUUUUAGGGAUAUGAGGAAUGCCGGUGUGUUGCCGAAUGAGCUGACAAUGGGGACUGUGAUCUCGACGUUUUCGCAUUUGGGUGGGAUUUGGAACUGUAGAAUGCUUCAUGGUUUGGUGGUUAAGUUGCAGCUUGAUGGAAUGGUGCUUGUUUCGACGAAUUUGGUGAAGGUGUAUUGUGCUUGUAAGAGUGUGUGGGAAGCGAGAAGUUUGUUUGAUGAGAUGCCCGAAAGGAAUAUAGUUUCGUGGAAUGUCAUGUUAAAUGGGUACUCUAAGGCUGGACUCGUGCAUUUGGCCAGAGAGUUGUUUGAGAGGAUUGAUAUGAAAGACGUGGUUUCGUGGGGUACAAUGAUUGAUGGGUAUGUGCAAGUGGAGUGCUUGAAUGAAGCUUUGAUGAUGUAUCGUGCAAUGCUGCGUGCCGGGUUGGGACCGAAUGAUGUUAUGCUUGUUGACUUAAUUUCAGUGUGUGGGAGGUUGGAGGCGAUUCGUGAAGGUCGGCAGUUUCAUGGGAGAAUUGUCAAGGAGGGUUUUGACUGUUAUGAUUUCAUACAGGCAACGAUCAUAAAUUUUUAUGCAGGUUGUGGGGAAAUGAUUGCUGCUCGUCUUCAGUUUGAAAAGGGCAUCAAGGAGCAUGUAGCAUCUUGGAAUGCUCUCAUUGCAGGGUACAUAAGAAAUCAAAUGAUUGACCAAGCAAGUCUAUUGUUUGAUGAGAUGCCUGAAAGGGAUGUUUUUUCAUGGAGUUCCAUGAUUUCUGGUUACACACAGACUGAGCAAUCUAAAUUGGCUCUGGAACUUUUCCAAAGAAUGGUAUCUAGUGGGAUACAACCAAAUGAAAUAACAAUGGUAAGCGUUUUGUCUGCAAUCACUGAUUUAGGCACAUUGAAAGAAGGAAUAUGGGCUCAUGAAUACAUAUGUGAAAAUUCUAUUCCUCUGAAUGACAAUUUGAGUGCAGCUAUCAUUGAUAUGUAUGCCAAAUGUGGGAGUAUCAAUACUGCCUUAAAGGUGUUCUAUCAAAUCCAAGACAAAACCUCUUCUGUCUCACCAUGGAAUGCCAUUAUAUGUGGGUUGGCGCUGCACGGACAUGCAGCAAUGUCUCUUGAAAUAUUUUCAGACUUGCAAAGGCGUGAUAUCAAACUCAAUUCAAUAACAUUCAUCGGAGUCCUAAGUGCUUGUUGCCAUUCUGGUUUGGUGGAGGCCGGGGAGAGGUAUUUUAAGAGCAUGAAGAAUGUAUACCACAUUCAACCAAACAUCAAGCAUUAUGGUUGUAUGGUGGAUCUCCUGGGUAGAGCUGGCCGAGUAGAAGAUGCUGAGAAAAUGAUAAGAAGCAUGCCCAUGAAGGCUGAUGUUGUGAUAUGGGGCACAUUAUUGGCCGCAUGUACAACACAUGGGAAUCUAGAAAUAGGAGAAAUGGCUGAAAAGAAUCUGAAACUGUUGGAUCCAUCUCAUGGGGCAAGUACAGUUCUCAUGUCCAACCUACUUGCAGAUGCAGGGAAGUGGGAGGAAGCCUCUUUGGAAAGGCGAGUAAUGCAGAGCCUAAGACUAACGAGAUCACCAGGGCACAGUGAUGUUGUUUGGUAAGGGUAACUUAAAUAUUGAGAUUGGUUUCUAAGAAUCCUCCUAGGAUAUAUGCUUAAGCUGGCAAGAAAAACCAACUUCUGUGGAUGGAAGGAACCGAAUUUUUCAUCCUGUCAGAUUACCUCCGAAGUCUAAGACAAGAUAUAUUCCAAGGUAGGUGAUCGAUUUAGCAACUCUUCAGCACAUCAGGGAAGGUUGCUUAACUUUGGUCCAGAGAUCACCAGUUGCAAAUGGCUUGAAUUUCUCUGUUUUCCUCUUUCAAGCUCCGUUGAAGGAAGCUGACCAGGGACAAGAGAGAUGGAAAGAGUUCAAUAAAUUGAUGUUGUCAGUGAGCCUCUAAACAUUGACAAGCAUAUGAAUAUUCCUAUGUGGGUGGUUGGGGGUGGGGGGGGGGGGGGGGAGAGUACUGCAAAGUUGUUUUGGCCGAUAGCUAUUCCAAGAACUAAUCCAUGAAUUUGUUGGAUACCUAUUUCCUUGUGUGGUUGCUUCCCUGAUUCCAAUUGUUCGUGGGGGUUGGACUGGCAUCGGUCACUGAGACCUCGUUUAACUGAUUCUGGAGGGCUAUGGCUUUUUUCUUCUGCACUGGAGUGCUCCAUCACAUUUGAUUCCGGGAAGAAUAAGAGAGCCUGGGAGCAGUUAUUAGAAUUGAGAUGGGUGCUUUUGCAACACCAGUUAUAAGGUCCUUUUCUCCUUUGACAACAGAGUUUGAUCGUGAAAGCAGGUAUUCGAUUAGCUCUUGAAGCUGGAAUUCUCCCCCUUGAAGUAGAGCCUGAUAGUAUGAAGGCUGGUAGCUUGGUAACCUCUAACGACUUGUGUUGGGAGAAGAAAGGGGUAAUAGUGGAGGAUAUUAAAUGCUGUUGAACUGUGGUGCACGGUGCACCCAAGGUCUGCUUCUAACCGAGGGAAUGCAACAAAGUAUUUUAAGGAAUGUAUUGAUUUCUUUUGUAUUGAAAUUGGGUGGAAAGUAUUUCAACAAAGUUUGAGUUGCUUUAAAUUCUACCGUUAGAUGUAGAUCUAAGAGUGGUUGAGCAUACUGCUGAGUAGGGGACACCACUGCUUACUGCUUCAGGAUUUAUGGUCUUCCUCAAGAGCUAUUGAGCAAAUGCAUGUUAGAUCACAGGAGCGAGCAGAGAAGAGAAGGAUCGCUCACAGAGUAUGGGGACUUUGGGGAGAAUUUGGAGUGAUGAAGUACAAAGGUCCUCAAGUUCUAGAGCUUCCUAGAAGCCUUAGAAUGUGACACUAGUAAAGCUAAAAUCCCCAUUUACUCCUUGCUGACUAAAUUUCAUGAAAUACUGUAAUUCAACGAUAAAUUUAAAUAUUAGUUAAAUUUGUUAUAACCUUUAGCUUCGGAUUGUCUAUCAGUUGUAGCAAACUAGCAACUAUCAAGUUCCCUUACCUUUUACAAUGGCAUUGCCUGAUGCUUCAGGAGAUAUCU